This is a messenger RNA of Heterocephalus glaber (naked mole-rat), 807 nucleotides long. It is a transcript of the gene Polr2j, whose product is annotated as RNA polymerase II subunit J. Gene Ontology annotation, biological process: transcription by RNA polymerase II. Gene Ontology annotation, cellular component: RNA polymerase II, core complex. Gene Ontology annotation, molecular function: protein dimerization activity; DNA binding. The record is from RefSeq and is a predicted model, not a curated record. NCBI's taxonomy places the organism in Eukaryota, Metazoa, Chordata, Mammalia, Rodentia, Bathyergidae.
GACGUCGGCGGCCUUUUCGAGAGUGGAAGGUCCUGUGGCGCCAGGAUGAAUGCCCCUCCAGCCUUCGAGUCGUUCUUGCUCUUCGAGGGCGAGAAGAAGAUCACCAUUAACAAGGACACCAAGGUACCCAAUGCCUGUUUGUUCACCAUCAACAAAGAAGACCACACCCUUGGGAACAUCAUUAAAUCGCAGCUGCUGAAGGACCCACAGGUGCUGUUUGCUGGCUACAAAGUCCCCCAUCCCUUGGAGCACAAGAUCAUCAUCCGUGUGCAGACCACCCCAGACUAUAGCCCCCAGGAGGCCUUCACCAAUGCCAUCACUGACCUCAUCAGCGAGCUUUCCCUGCUGGAGGAGCGGUUCCGGGUGGCCAUCAAAGACAAACAAGAAGGGAUUGAGUAGGUGGCUAAAGUUUCGUGUGGCCUGGGAGCCCAGUCCCUGCCCCUACCAGACCCUUGCUCUAGGCACCAUGCAGAGGACAGCAGCCAGGCCCAGCCGUGAACCCAGCCCUGACGGGUCCUGUUUCUACUCCAGUGGGGCAUGAAGUAGAGGUGACUUCACGGCAAGUGGACCAUGAGGUCCAUGAGGGCAGAUAACCUGUCACAUCCUGAUUCUGGAACCUGAGGGCUGCUGGGGAGGUGGUCUGGAGUAGAAGGGACCCGAGAGCCUGUGCUCACUGUUCUGAAAGUACAGCAGCCAAGCCCGCCUGACUUACAGCAGGAACCAGGAUGGGCCUGCAGGACGCCACGCACUUCUCCACAGGCUGCUUGGCUAUAGCAGAAAAUUUAAUAAAAAAACCCCUCAAAAAAC